Messenger RNA from Epinephelus moara (kelp grouper), 1472 nucleotides. Its product is annotated as four and a half LIM domains protein 2-like. The transcript is spliced from 6 exons. Gene Ontology annotation, cellular component: Z disc; nucleus. The record is from RefSeq and is a predicted model, not a curated record. Gene Ontology annotation, molecular function: transcription coregulator activity. Bases 165 to 1004 code for a protein of 279 amino acids. NCBI's taxonomy places the organism in Eukaryota, Metazoa, Chordata, Actinopteri, Perciformes, Serranidae.
CUUCCUGCCCGGCCUGGGUCAUGUUUGGCGUUAAUUUUAAAAGGCAGAUGGAGGACAGGGCUCAGCACACACCUCUGGUCUCAGCCCGAGAGCCGGCUCGUCCUCUGACACUCAGGCUGCGCCGCUGACAGGAGAGAGGACGCAGAGAGGAGAUUUCAGUCACAAUGGCCGAGCGCUACGACUGUAUAGAGUGUCAGGAGUCCUUGUACGGGCAAAAGUACAUCCUGAAGGAGGACAACCCGUACUGCGUCAAGUGCUACGAGGCUCUUUUCUCCAGCAACUGUGAAGCGUGCCAGAAGAUCAUCGGCUGCACCAGCAAGGAUCUGUCGUACAAGGACCGCCACUGGCACAGCGACUGCUUCCUGUGCAUCAAGUGCAGCCGAUCUCUGGUGAAUCGGCCUUUUGCCACCAAGGAUGAGAUGCCGAUGUGCAUCGAGUGCUACAGCAACGAGUACUCUUCAAAGUGCCAUGCAUGCCUGAAGACUAUCAUGCCAGGCUCCAAAAAGAUGGAGCAUAAGGGCAACAGUUGGCAUGAGAAUUGCUUCACCUGCAACCGUUGCCAGCAGCCCAUGGGCACCAAGAGCUUCAUCCAGAAGGAAGCCAACAACUACUGCCUGCCCUGCUACGAGAAGCAGUUUGCCAUGCAGUGCGUCCACUGCAAGAAGCCCAUCACCACUGGAGGAGUGAACUACCGCGACCAGCCCUGGCACAAGGAGUGCUUCGUCUGCAUCGGCUGCAAGCAGCAGCUGGCCGGUCAGCGGUUCACCUCUCGGGACGACUUCGCCUACUGCCUGAACUGCUUCUGCAACCUGUUUGCUAAGAAAUGUGCUUACUGCACCACCCCCAUCAGCGGUCUCGGUGGCAGCAAGUACAUCUCGUUCGAGCAGCGGCAGUGGCACAACGACUGCUUCAACUGCAAACGCUGCUGCGUGUCUCUGGUGGGUCGAGGCUUCCUGACGUGCAAAGACGACAUCCUCUGCCCCGACUGCGUCAAAGACUACUGAGCGACCUCCGAGGAGUCCGUCCGAGUUGGCGGCCAGUCAGAGAGCGCUGGCGGGAUCCUGCUAACCUUUCAUUUAUCAGCGUCUCACACAUUAAUCGGCUCCCACUGCUGUGGUGUUUCUGCAUGCGCUGAUGAUACUGUGUUUUAUGAAAAUGAGUUCAUUCCAGGAUGCAGUUUGUUUCUGUUUUGCUGAAUGUAUUACUCCUCUGAGAAAAAAUGUGGAACGCAAAGACAGAAAUCCUACAAAAAUCUAAUAAGUAAAUCUAAUUUGUGGAGUGAAACUAUCUGUGUGUGGCAUCACAAUAACUGUGUUUGACUUAUUAGAGCAUAUUAAUAGCAUGUUGUUUUCAUGAGCGGCACUUUGAUGGCAAUUAUUCUUAACAGAGUUAAUAUAAUAUUACUAAUGCUGUUUAUUCUAAUUACAUGUUUGACAUUUGAUUCGGAUUAUAUGUGUUAAGCAUAAUAAAGA